Molecule: messenger RNA, 2573 nt
Organism: Paramisgurnus dabryanus
Lineage: Eukaryota; Metazoa; Chordata; Actinopteri; Cypriniformes; Cobitidae
Gene: prlhr2a
Product: prolactin releasing hormone receptor 2a
Biological process (GO): G protein-coupled receptor signaling pathway
Cellular component (GO): plasma membrane; neuron projection
Molecular function (GO): neuropeptide binding; neuropeptide Y receptor activity
Source: RefSeq, a predicted model, not a curated record
CACAACUCCGAUGCUCUCACUGUGGUCCGGUGGCGCCUCUGAUGAUAAACGGACGAGCGCGAGGGCACUGAUUGAACAACUGCACGUCAACGACAGAAAACAACUAAACCACACUCCUGUUACAAACGGUAGGAAAGAUGGAUAGCAGCGGUGAAUCGUUGAGUUCUCCCAUUUCCUCUUGUUGCAUGGAUAAUGCAACUAUGGAAAAUUCCAGCAUGGGCCAAAUCUUUGAAGUAGUGUUACAGUCGAAGAACACAACGAAGCGCAAUCCGCAGUUUGUCGGAGUGGAGCUUCUUCAGUCCUUUAAACCCCUCAUCAUUCCCUGCUAUGCUCUCGUGCUCCUGGUUGGAGUGUUCGGUAACUACCUGUUACUAUACGUCAUCUGCCAUACCAAAAAGAUGCACAACGUCACCAACUUCUUCAUCGGUAACCUGGCUUUUUCUGACAUGCUGAUGUGUGCCACCUGCGUGCCAUUUACGCUGGCGUAUGCUUUUAAUCCUCGAGGAUGGGUGUUUGGAAGAUUCAUGUGCUACCUGGUGUUCCUCAUUCAACCGGUGACGGUGUAUGUUUCCGUAUUCACACUAACAGCAAUCGGGGUGGACAGAUACUACGCUACAGUUCAUCCUCUUAAGAAGCGCAUCUCAGUUCUGGCCUGCACCUAUCUUCUGUCUGGGAUCUGGAUUCUGUCGUGUGGUCUGGUUGCUCCGGCCGUGGCCCACACCUACCACGUUGAGUUCAAAGAUGAAGGCUUCACCAUCUGCGAGGAGUUCUGGAUGGGUCAGGAGAAAGAGCGACUGGCAUACGCGUACAGCACGCUCUUUAUCACUUACGUUCUUCCCCUCUCCGCCCUCUGCAUUUCUUAUCUGUGCAUUUCUGUGAAACUUCGCAACUGCGUGGUGCCAGGUCAUCGUACCCAGAGCCAAGCCGAAGCCCAGCGGGCCCGUAAGCGAAAGACGUUUCGCCUGGUGUCGUUGGUGGUCGCCGCGUUCGCCAUCUGCUGGCUGCCGAUAAGCGUUUUCAACGUUCUUCGGGAUAUCGAUAUUGACCUGAUCGACAAGCGUUAUUUUUUGUUGAUUCAACUGUUAUGUCACUGGUGUGGAAUGAGUUCCUCUUGCUGUAAUCCUUUUUUGUACGCGUGGCUGCACGAUCGGUUCAGGGCGGAGCUGCGGAAGAUGUUUACCUGCCAUCGACGAAUUGGCAUUGGGAUACCGGCCAACAAUUGUGCCACUGCUAGCGUGGUUCUCUGACAGCAAAAAGUCAAGAUGAGUUAUUUCAAAGGCUAUGGUGAAUGCAGAGGCAACCAGAUCACUCGAUCUGUUACCUUUAGUCCUGCUCAUCCUUCACAUACAUAAUGUUGCAGAUGGUAACAAAGAAACGCUACAUCUACUGUAGCAUGUAUCCGCGCUAGUAAUAUACAGAAAAUGUGGUUGGAUUAUGCCUAAAGGUUGACCAUUAUGUCUCUGAUCUCUAUAUGGAUUAUGGAGGCAGUGCUGUUUUGAAUGGAAACUGACCAUAGAUGUUUGUUUUGGAUGUCAUUACACAGUUUCAGAAGAUAACUUUCUGUCAGACAUCUACGAGAUGGUUCGAAUGAAGUGUGAGAAAGAAGCAGACAAAAGUCUAUUUUGAGAUGUAUGACUGUAAUGUAUAUAAAAUGGACAAUUCCAUGCAAAUGUAAACCUUAUCAUGAAAUGUAAAAUUUUAAACCAUAUGUCAAUAUUUGGUGGUUCAAAUAUCCAUGCAAGCUCUCUUUUAAAGUUUUAAUUUUUAUUUUCAAAAUGGUAAAUUUUAAAUUAAGUUUAUUUAACUACAGACGCAUGGUCAUGUAAUCCAACCAAUCAGGUGUCUAUAAAUAGCCAUCGUUCACCUCUGUCCCGUAACAGUUUUUGGAGCAUCCUUCCUCCACCCCAUCACCUCACUCUCAGCUAGUACAUCUAUCCCAGGGGGGAGUACUCUGGGUUCGGGCUAAAAUUCAGAGCUCGGACAGCAUGCCAAAUAAGCUUUAUCUCAUUCCCUAUUGAUUACAUGUUAAUGCGAACUCGUGAGAUGCCAUCACUUUUCCAUUUCUUAUGGUGUAUUAUUGCUUCUGGUUUAUGCAUUUUAAUUCACAAAAGUAUGUUGUCUCUCAAAAACGUGUCCUUUUUUGUCACAUCCAUAGCGCAUGCAUGCAUCUCUCAUCUAAAACAGAAAACAUGAGUAUAGACGGAUAUUUUUCUGAUGUUUGAUCAUAAGGGGUUUAGGAAAAUAUAAUCAGAUUAAAUAUAUUGACAAUAUGUGCAUUCACUGAGAAUUUGUAUUUUAAGUUUUGACUGCAAAUGUCACAUCCAUAAUGCUAGAAUGUUGAAAUAAUAAACAAUGUGUUGACUGGAGGUUAUGUUUUAUAUUCUGGCGUUCAUAUACUAUAAUCUCUUAAUUUAACAGCACCACUACUACUGUGUGUCAGGUUGAAUUAUGGAAUAAGUUUGGGAUAAUUGCGCUUAACUGAUCGGUUUGGAGUGAUUUUUGAAAGAUGAAUUUAAAAUCGUCGUUAUUGAGCAUUUCUCAGAUCAGGGGCCUCAUUUAUAAAAUGCUGCAUA